AUGGUCGAUAGAGGCACGCAGUGGUCCCCCCGGGACCAAAAGGUGUCUACCCCUCUUGCGACUAAGACACCCACAUCCACGAUCGCUGGGCUCGAGCUAUCUGAAAGCGACGAGCAUCUCACGAUGUCAGCGCUCACCUCACAGCCACCUGAACAAGGGACUGCGACAUGCUCGUCAAAAACUGCAAAUGAUAUGAGACCAGAGCAUGGCUGGCAGGCGCAAGCAAAGAGACCGGCUGUUGAGACCAUGGCAGAGACACAUCCAGACACAAAGGAUAUCACAGAGCAGGUUCAGCAGUCGUUGCUCCAGUCGCCAUUGAAAAAGCCGCGCCCAGAAGCUCCUCCGGUGCGCCUGAUGCCGCGUCAAUAUGAGAAUUGCAAUACUCGAGAUCUGGUCAUUUUGAUAUCAUCCAUGCUUAUGGAACUGAUCAGGUACAAUGAUGCUAUUCCCCUACGAGAUGGACAAUUGACCAGGUUCCACUCCCGGGCUCCGCCCGGCAUUUCCGUACUUGAUUAUCUCCAACGAUUGACGACUCACGCUACACUAUCUCCACCAAUUCUUCUGAGUGUGGUCUUUUAUAUCGAUCGCCUCUGCGCUCUCUAUCCAGCCUUUACCAUCAGCAGCCUAACGGUACACCGUUUUCUGAUCACUAGCGCAACUGUUGCGAGCAAAGGGUUGAGUGACUCGUUUUGGACCAACAAAACAUACGCCAGAGUUGGCGGCGUUAGCAUGAAGGAACUCGCUCUCUUGGAACUUGAAUUUUUGACUAGGAUGGAGUGGCGGAUAGUACCGAAACCCGAAGUUUUAUGUGACUACUACAGGUCCCUGAUUCAGCGCAACUCCCAGUAUCAAUUGGAAGAUUGA
This is a messenger RNA of Capronia coronata CBS 617.96, 864 nucleotides long. Its product is annotated as phosphate system cyclin PHO80. The record is from RefSeq and is a predicted model, not a curated record. Bases 1 to 864 code for a protein of 287 amino acids. Gene Ontology annotation, biological process: regulation of cyclin-dependent protein serine/threonine kinase activity. Lineage: Eukaryota; Fungi; Ascomycota; Eurotiomycetes; Chaetothyriales; Herpotrichiellaceae. Gene Ontology annotation, molecular function: protein kinase binding; cyclin-dependent protein serine/threonine kinase regulator activity. Gene Ontology annotation, cellular component: cyclin-dependent protein kinase holoenzyme complex; nucleus. The transcript has a single exon.